AUGAACCCCAACCUCCCCCAGUCCACCCUUCUCCAACCAUUCCAAUCCCUCUCCAUCCCCCCCACCACAGCAAGCCUCGACUUCGGUCGCGAAUUCGCGGCAGGCAAAGCUCCGGAGGAAAUCGUAUCGAUCAUCAACCGCACAUUGGAGUCUUACGGUAGCUGCAAGAUCAAGAGCUUCUCUCUGUUCUUCGGCCCGCUCGAUAUGUUCCUCUCCGACAUCGAAAACUGGAUAGAAUUUGCUAUAUCGCAGGUGGUCGAAGAGCUUAAUCUCGACUUUUCCAUGGGGUGGUCUGACCCUCCGUGGAAUGAAGAGUUCAACAUCGAGGACUACGUAAUGAAAUUACCGACAUCUUUGUACUCGUGUGAAUCAUCGACACACUUAAGCCUAAGCCACACCGAUUUCUGCCCGUUGGCCAACUUUUGUGGGUUUGAUCAUCCCCAAUUCUUGUCGCUUCGGCAUAUGAAGAUCACGGAGGGCGCCCUCCCAUCUAUCCUAUCAAAAUGUCCCCUUCUUAUCAGCUUGAGCCUCAGAGAUACACACUCUACCGAGUCGAUCAGAGUUUUUAGCCCCGAACUUUUACUAGAGAGAUUGGAGAUCAUAAGGUGCGGUUACACCACGGAGUUCAGAAUCCUUGCACCCAAGCUCAAAUCAUUCAUUUUUAACAGCGGACUCUUCUUCGAUGACGACUCCUUCGCCGAUAUCUCUUCUUUAGAGGAUGCUUUCGUAAAUUCGAUAGAAUUCGAAGCUUGGGAGCCUGAAGACGACUAUGUAAAGAUAAUCUCCGAUCUCUCGCAUGUUAAGAUCUUGACUGCGUGCAUGACGACUCUAAGGUUCUAUGUUUGUAAAGAAUUUGAUGCUGAAAAUUUGGCGGUUAAGCUACCAAACUUGCGAGAGCUGCAGAUACUUAUGGACUUGAUGAGCAGCUACACUCUCGAAGUUCCCUACAGCUUUCUAUGGUUUUGUGAAGCACCAUUGCUUGAAAAGCUAUUCAUUCAGCUAACGACGGCGCCUGAGGACUCCGAGUAUAAUAAUAUUGACCUGCAAGAACCACCGGGUGUUCCCUUUAAUCAACUCAAGGUGAUCAAACUAAGCAGUUUCAAAGGGGGCAAUAAUGAAAUGAGACUGGUGAAGUUUCUUCUUGAAAGGGCUCCUGUGCUAGAGAAGAUGCUUAUAGUGCCUGCUCCAAAAGCUCUUCUGAAGGAGGACAUCAUCAGCAAUGAACUGAAAAGUGAACUCCCUUUGUUGCCCAAAGCAUCUCCUCAAGCUACCAUAGUCUUGUGUGAACACUCAUCAGAGGAGGAUGAUGAGGCACUUAUUCCUACCCACAAAGAGCUCUACUGUGAAUUCUAG
Molecule: messenger RNA, 1353 nt
Organism: Ananas comosus (pineapple)
Lineage: Eukaryota; Viridiplantae; Streptophyta; Magnoliopsida; Poales; Bromeliaceae
Product: putative FBD-associated F-box protein At5g56440
Exons: 3
Coding region: 1-1353 (450 amino acids)
Source: RefSeq, a predicted model, not a curated record